Messenger RNA from Chondrus crispus (carragheen), 1968 nucleotides. RefSeq lists its product as hypothetical. The transcript is spliced from 2 exons. The coding region runs from base 1 to 1473 and encodes 490 amino acids. Gene Ontology annotation, cellular component: nucleus. Gene Ontology annotation, biological process: regulation of DNA-templated transcription. NCBI's taxonomy places the organism in Eukaryota, Rhodophyta, Florideophyceae, Gigartinales, Gigartinaceae. Gene Ontology annotation, molecular function: RNA polymerase II cis-regulatory region sequence-specific DNA binding; DNA-binding transcription factor activity, RNA polymerase II-specific. The record is from RefSeq and is a predicted model, not a curated record.
AUGCCCCCACCGGCAAAUGCUUCUGGAACUAGCCGUGCGACCGGUCAAAAGGGUUGGAGUCGCCGAAGUGCCAGUUGGACGCCUCAAGAAGACGCGAGGUUAGUUGAGCUAGUGAAAAAAGAAUCUGCGGUGCCCCCGUCCAUCUCUGCGUCUAAGACUUGGAGUCGCGUCGCUUCUCAGUUGACAAAUCGCACUGGGAAGCAAUGCCGCGAAAGAUAUCUCAAUCAGUUGAAGCCAGGUAUCCGUCGGGAUCCGUGGUCGCCCGAAGAGGAACGUAUUCUUCGUGAAACACAUGCGAAGAUCGGAAACAAGUGGGUUACAAUAGCUCAACAACUUCCUGGCCGUACAGACAAUUGCGUGAAGAAUCAUUGGAAUUCCAUGCUGCGUAAGCGCCAACGACGUGAGGCUGCUCUUCGAGCCACUGAAGCUGAAGUUGUGGCUACUCUCGGGAGUGCCCAGGGACACAAGUUGCACCAUGAUUUCAAGAGUGAAGCGGAUCUCUCUGUGCAUACUGGAUAUGCCACUCCGUCCGGGGUCUCGUCGUCUUACCACGAUCUGCCAACAUCUGGUGUACCGAGUCCGUACACUGCUUCAUCUCCAAUCACUCCAAAACGCGACUCUAAGCUGCAAAUAUCUACACUAGUCGCACAUUCGAGGAAGGAACUACUGACGUGGAGCGUACCAUAUGUUCAACAUGUGAACAUCGGACCUGCAUUGUACGGCUCGGAAGCAGUGAAAGCGCAGAACGCAAAGCUCCAAAUGUCAGCUCCUGUUGCUCGCAACGUUCUUGGAGACAGCGUUCCCCUUCAGACCUCCUCACCUCAUCUCUGCGCGAACCGCAGUGCUCCUCUAUUCCCUGCUCCUCUGUUCCCUAAUGAAGCGAAUAGUCCUGUUGUCGCCUCGCCAGGGUGCGGUCUGUCUGGGUCUCCCAUGCCGAAGGUGGUGGUACCCUCGCCGAUGCGGUCGAUGAUGUCACCCACUUCUACCGACCAAAGAACUUUAAAUAGUCCAGAAACCAUUGCAGCUAGAGAUGUUCGCAUUGCACCACCAGUGCGCCGAAGUUCUCGACUUUUAUCGUACGGUUCGAAGAACACUGGCCCUUCUACGCUUCCAUGUAAGCCCAUGAAAAGCCUCCGAAAAACGAGGAUGAGCAGUGGCCUUUUAGGUGACGAGGUUGGCGCUAAUCCUCUUGCAGCAUUGGCAGCAGCUGCGAGCAGCGUGCCACCCUCACCCUUGACACCAGAGUCUAGAUUUAGCGCGACAAGUCGCAGCAGGUCUGUAUCUCCUGAUCCUCGUCUAUGGCAAAGGCGAUCCAAAGCUACAGCAUGCACCAACAGUGUGAGGGCGGGCUUGCAAAUCCAAAAGCCAUUGGUGGGAAUGAACACAGUAUCACGGAGCGGUCCCACCGGUGAAAGGUCACGAAGCGACGAUAGCGAAUGUCGUCGUGCGGAACACGUGGAUGGCAACAAGUGACGUUAAAUAAGCGCCAUCCUUCAAGAAUCUUAAGCGCUCUCGAAGUUGUAUACGAAAAAGGAAUCUUGUUUUGCGCAGCUACUUCUGAGGUCGCAAAACGUGCCUGUGUCUCGCAUUCCUUGGUAUUCUGUUUUCUGUCGAAAGGCCUUGAUACUAAUCGAUUUGGACAUGUUUAGUAAGCUCACUCUUGAUGUAUACAUUCUUCUCAAGCUGCGUCGAACUGGGCUUAAAGGAGAAAACUCAUUUGCGCGUGUGACAUUAUCUGUGGUUGGGGUGGGGGUUAGUACGUUUGCAUUUUUACAGUGUCCGCACUUUAUUCGUGGAUGUUAAGUGGUGGAGAAAGAGAAUAAAUUCGAUUUAGGGUAUGUGCUCAUAGCUUGGCAAAGUUGCAUUUCGCCUUUCGUAAAGGAAGCGCGAGCCUUGAAAAGGAACAAGCAGUAGUGCUGUUCUAAGGAUUAUCGUUCGUGAAUAAAACGGGAACAAACGCUCUGAGCA